Molecule: messenger RNA, 552 nt
Organism: Lindgomyces ingoldianus
Lineage: Eukaryota; Fungi; Ascomycota; Dothideomycetes; Pleosporales; Lindgomycetaceae
Product: NAD(P)-binding protein
Exons: 2
Molecular function (GO): oxidoreductase activity, acting on the CH-OH group of donors, NAD or NADP as acceptor
Source: RefSeq, a predicted model, not a curated record
AAACUGGACAUCUUGAUCAACAACGCAGGUGAUUCAUCUCCAUGGGUCCUACUCACCGAGACCGAGCCCAGUAGCUGGUGGAACACAAUGGAAGUCAAUCUCAAAGGACCGUACCUCUUACUGCACGCCUUCCUUCCCUUGCUCGUAGAGACAGCGGAAGCGAACAAGACUACCGUCGACGUGCUCAAUGUAUCCAGUAUCGGCGCCCAUACCACGUCUCCUGGAGCAAGCGCAUACCAAAUCUCUAAACUCGCUGUAUUGCGGUUGACGGAGUUCGUAGAUGCGGAGUUUGGGCAACAAGGCGUCAACGCAAUUGCGCUGCACCCAGGAGGCGUGAAGACAGAGCUUGCGAGGAAGAGAACGCCGUUUCUUUCCCAUUUGCUAAACGAUACCUCCGAUCUUUGCGGUGGCUUUGUAGUUUGGCUGACCAAGGGCGCACGAACAUGGCUUGCAGGGAGAUAUGUAAGCGCGACAUGGGAUGUAGAGAAGCUAGAGAGUAUGAGGGAGGAAAUUGUGGCUGGGGAUAAGCUGAAGGUCAGGCUAGUUGUGUAA